Messenger RNA from Trichogramma pretiosum, 2510 nucleotides. RefSeq lists its product as uncharacterized. Gene Ontology annotation, molecular function: microtubule binding. The transcript has 3 exons. Gene Ontology annotation, biological process: microtubule anchoring. The record is from RefSeq and is a predicted model, not a curated record. Gene Ontology annotation, cellular component: centriole; ciliary basal body; cytoskeleton. NCBI's taxonomy places the organism in Eukaryota, Metazoa, Arthropoda, Insecta, Hymenoptera, Trichogrammatidae. The annotation marks the transcript as partial.
AAAUCAUAUUUUGUCGCGCGCGGGCGUAUACCGGAAUCGGAGAGCUGUAUCACGUGCGUAAAUACGCGUCCUUCGCAGUGCACGCGGAAGUAUGUGCAACCGGCGCGAGCGAAGCCCUUCGCUCCGAAGCAGAACAUCCGGCCGGCGAAGAAUCCGUUCGAGAGCCACACGACGUACCUCGAGUCGUAUUUCAAGGCGCAGCGCAUCUCGCGGGCCCAACCCUUUCUGCCGGUGCACAAUAUCACUCUGGUCAACGACAAGUUCACCGACAACACGACGAGCAAGCUUAGUUACAAACCCGUUACGGGGAUUUUCAAGCCGAAGCCCGUGAGGCCUCGCCAGAGACUGUCGACUCAGCAAGGCCCAAUGGAAACGACCACUACGCUACGGAGCAGCUACGGACCCAAGUUCGUCGUGCCCACGAAAAUGAUAAUACCGUCGGGGAGUAUAAAAUCGUGCAAGGGUCAAUUCGAGGGUAAAACGACGACGACGCUGUCGUACAUAAAUCCAGGACCCGUCGAGCCGGUGACGAACUUCAAGCCACGGAUACUCUACGACAGGCCCAAAGAGAGCACGGCCAAAGAGACGACUCAGCGCUUGAGCUAUCCGCCCUGCAAACCGGCCAAGAAGGAAAAAUACCCAUGGGCCGAGAAACCCGUUUACAAGUGCGUUCGUCUUCGAGCUUUUUUCCUCUCGCUAAAAGUUCAUAGAAAGCUGCAAAAACUACUCGUUGGCUUUGAACUUAGGCCACCGGAAGUCGAGAUGCCCGGCGAAACUACCUACGGCAAGAGCUACCUGGAGAACAAGGCCAAACGCGAACAGCCCAUCCUGCCGAGAGACACGGGGGUGCUUCCAGUUGGCGUGGACUUUGUCGAGAGCACGGUAUACAGGGAGAGCUUUGUGCCGUGCCAGACCGACGUAGUGGCGCCGAUCGUGAGGUCCAACAACAUUUCGCUCUCGGAUAAAAAGAUGGAGGGCGACACGACGAAUAAGCUGAGCUACCGAACGGUCAAGGGGGAGAAGCGUAAGCCAAUUCUGCCGAGAAGGAGAAAAUUACUGGACGGCGAGGGACCCGUGGAGUCGGCAACUGUCACCAAAAUAUCCUUCGAGCCGAAAUUCUGCAAAAGAACGGAGCCGAUAGUGCCGUGCGGCCACAUCCGCUCGUCGAGCAAGCCCCUCGAGACGCACACCACCACCGCCAUGUCGUUCAUGAAGCCGGGCCCCGUCGAGCCCGUGACCAACUUCAGGCCCAGCAUUCAGUACUCGAGGCCCAAGGCCAAGGUCGAGGGCGAGACCGUCAAUAAGCUGUCCUAUCCUCAGUGGGCGAUCGCGCCCAAAGAGGACAUGCCGUGGGCGCGAAAGGGGGUCUACUGCAAACCCGAGGCCAAAAUGGAGAGCGACACGGUGGCCCACGCCAGCUUUCCUCCGCCCGGCCACUUCGUCGAGGAGUGCGAGGACGAGGAGGACACAGAGAACCCGUGCCAACAGCAGCAGCAGCAAUCCGCGGACGAUUGCCAAUGACUUUGAAGCCAUUUCAAAAUUAACUAUCCUGUUCGAAAUCGUUUGAGCAUGAAUAAAUUACAUAUGGUGCUUACCUCUUUUUCUGCUGUCAUCAAUAUCAUUAUACUUGUCAUGCGACCAAAAAAAUGCAGAUCGUGCACUAAAUUUGCGUAUCAUACUUACUGUUGUGUUUUACAUGCUAAAAAUGUAGUUAAAACGAGCCUGCUUAAUUCCACGAAUGGAUAAUAUCUUCCAUUUUCUUUCCGUUUAUUUAGAUGCUUGAAAAAAUAUAAACAAUAAAAUGAUGAAAAAAUUAUAAUAAAAAUGAUGGAAAGAAAAUAUCUCGUAAUUAAUUGUUUUUAAAGUUUGUUCAUGAAAUCCGAUCUUCAGAUCACAUUUACGUCCUCGUCACGCUAUACAUUAAUUCGUUAUGCUCCGUAUGUUUGAAUUAUUUAAUGUCUUUAGGCACUAGUUUUUAUACAUUUAUAAUUUAUACUUCCAAUGAAAAGUCGAAAUUGAGUGUAGUGAAAAGAAUGCACAUGGACUUGGAAAAGUUCACUAGGAACAAAGCAAGUUCUUUUUAGGGCGAAUGUUUUUAAUAAUACAAUGAGAAAAAAGACCGAUUUUUUUUAGAUAAAAAUAUGUACCAAUCUCUAAAUAAAAAAAAAUGAUUAUUCUGCCAAGAUUCUAAUUUUCUAACAAAUUUUUAAUUAUUACAUAAAAAAUAGAGAAUCACUCCUAUAGAGAAUCUUAAUUUGAGUUAUCAGGAAAACCCCGUAACAAAGUACUAAAAUGUACGUUAAGUUUAUGUACAUGUAAUAAAAAAUGGUUAUUUUAGCAUGAGAGUUGAAAAAACGUAAUCAUCCCUUUUUUAGUACUUAAAGAAUGUACUCCUUAAUUUUCACAAGGAUCGGUUAAACUAUUUGUAAGAUACCAUUGACACCAAAAGUUUCAAACCCCCGUAAAGUCAAAAGAAAAAUGACUUCGCUAUUCUUAGCGUAAACAUUAUU